Messenger RNA from Cottoperca gobio, 476 nucleotides. Its product is annotated as ER degradation-enhancing alpha-mannosidase-like protein 2. The transcript has 3 exons. Gene Ontology annotation, cellular component: membrane; endoplasmic reticulum. The record is from RefSeq and is a predicted model, not a curated record. Gene Ontology annotation, molecular function: mannosyl-oligosaccharide 1,2-alpha-mannosidase activity; calcium ion binding. Gene Ontology annotation, biological process: mannose trimming involved in glycoprotein ERAD pathway; endoplasmic reticulum mannose trimming; carbohydrate metabolic process. Bases 29 to 352 code for a protein of 107 amino acids. Lineage: Eukaryota; Metazoa; Chordata; Actinopteri; Perciformes; Bovichtidae.
GUUUGAUGACUGGUACCUGUGGGUCCAGAUGCACAAAGGAACCGUCUCCAUGCCAGUUUUCCAGUCUCUGGAGGCCUUCUGGCCCGGCCUGCAGUCUCUCCUGGGGAACUUGGACAGCGCAGUGAGAACCUUCCAGAACUAUUACUCUGUGUGGAGACAGUUUGGAGGUCUGCCGGAGUUUUACAGCAUCCCUCAGGGUUACACUGUGGAGAGAGAGGGAUACCCACUGAGGCCAGGUGUUACGCCUCAGACACAGGGAAGGAAGACUCAUACGCACGACUCCGGACACAAUGGGGCUGUUCUGGUCCUCACUCUUCCUCUCCGACAUGAAGUUGCCGCCCUGAGAAGAUGACCACUUCCUUCUACAACAGCAGCAGCAGUCAGUGAAACACAAAACUUAGACACAACUUUCCUCCAGCUGCUGGUCCAGCUGCUGGUCCAGCUGAUCGUCCAGCUGUUCGUCCAGCUGCUGGUCC